Dromiciops gliroides (monito del monte) is the source of this 2613-nucleotide messenger RNA. RefSeq names its product nuclear RNA export factor 1 (gene NXF1). Gene Ontology annotation, molecular function: protein binding; RNA binding. NCBI's taxonomy places the organism in Eukaryota, Metazoa, Chordata, Mammalia, Microbiotheria, Microbiotheriidae. Gene Ontology annotation, cellular component: nucleus; cytoplasm. The transcript has 21 exons. The coding region runs from base 157 to 2028 and encodes 623 amino acids. Gene Ontology annotation, biological process: poly(A)+ mRNA export from nucleus. The record is from RefSeq and is a predicted model, not a curated record.
GCGUGGAGGCCGGCUGCGGGGCGGGGGCGUGCGCGCAAGCGCGUCGGGGGGGCCCUCCCCGCCUGCUCGCUCUGAGGCGCAGGCGCAGUACAGCUCGGAGAGGCCGAGGGGCUUCGUCGUUUGGCAGAUCCGGUGUCCGGCGUCCCCCGGCUCGUCAUGGCGGACGGGGGCAAGUCGUAUAUCGAGCAUGAUGACCGAGUUGGGGGUGGCUUCCCCCAAAGACGGAAGAAAGGCCGGGGCCCCUUCCGCUGGAAAUAUGGUGAGACAAAUUCACGGUCCCGAAACCGAGGUGGCCCUGGUCCCCAAGCUCCUCGCCUCGAAGAGGAGGAUGGUGAUGUAGCUAUGAGUGAUGCCCAAGAUGGUCCCCGAACCAGAUACACCCCUUACAACUCACGACCUAACCGGAGAGGAGGAGAUAACUGGCAAGACCGAGAAAGAAUUCAUGUCACUGUGCGCCGAGACAGGCCUGCCCAAGACAGAGGAGGCUCCGCUGGCUCCAGCCUGGAUGCACCCAAAAAAUGGUUCAGGAUCACAAUCCCUUAUGGCAGGAAGUACGACAAGACAUGGUUGUUGACCUCGAUCCAGAGCAAAUGCAGUGUCCCCUUCGAUCCCGUUGAGUUUCACUAUGAGAAUACCCGGGCCCAGUUUUUUGUGGAGGAUGCUAGCACAGCGUCUGCCAUCAAGGCUGUGAAUCACAAGAUUUUGGACGCGGAGAACCGAAGGAUCUCCAUCAUAAUGAACCUGUCUGCCCCUCCCCAGUCAGUGCUGGGCGAGCUCAAGCCCGAGCAGGUGGAGCACCUUAAGUCUGUCAUGAGCAAGCGCUAUGACGGCUCCCAGCAGGCCCUGGACUUGAAGGGCCUCCGCACAGACCCAGACUUGGUGGCCCAAAGCAUCGAUGUUAUCCUAAACAGAAAAAACUGUAUGUCUGCCUCCCUCCGGAUCAUCGAAGAAAACAUCCCUGAACUGCUGUCAUUGGAUCUGAGCGAUAACCGACUGUAUAAGCUGGACUAUUUGUCAGAAAUUGUGCAGAAGGCACCGAAUCUCAAGAUCCUGAACCUUUCUGGGAAUGAACUGAAGUCGGAGCGAGAGCUGGACAAGGUGAAGGGGCUGAAGUUGGACGAGCUGUGGCUCACUGGGAAUCCUCUCUGUAACGCUUUCCGGGACCAGUCCUCCUACAUGAGCGCCAUCCGGGAACGCUUCCCCAAGCUGCUUCGUCUGGACGGCCAUGAGUUGCCCCCCCCAAUUGCCUUUGAUGUGGAACCUCCUACUACGCUCCCAGCCUGCAAGGGCAGCUACUUUGGGUCAGAAAGCCUGAAGGCCAUAGUCUUGUACUUCCUGCAGCAGUAUUAUUCUGUGUAUGACUCUGGAGACAGGCAAGGGCUGCUGGACGCUUACCAUGACCAGGCCUGCUGCUCCCUCAGCAUCCCCUUUUCCUUCCAUAACCCAGCUCGGAGCAACCUGAGUGAAUACUUCAAAGACAGCAGGAACGUGAAGAAGCUCAAGGACCCCAACCUUCGCUUCCGACUGUUAAAACAUACCCGCCUCAAUGUCGUGGCCUUCCUCAACGAGCUCCCCAAGACCCAGCAUGACGUGAACGCCUUUGUGGUGGACAUCUGCGCCUUGACGGAAACACUGCUGUGCUUUGCUGUGCACGGGUUCUUUAAGGAAGUGGAUGGAAAAUCUCGAGACUCCGUCCGAGCUUUCUCCCGAGUGUUCAUCGCUGUCCCCUCCAACAAUGCUGUCAGGCUCUGUAUCGUGAAUGACGAGCUCUUCAUCAGAAACGCCACCACCGAUGAAAUCCGCGGGGCCUUCGCCAUGCCAGCUCCCACCCCCUCCUCCAGCCCUGUGCCCACUCUCUCCUCAGAGCAGCAAGAGAUGUUACAGAACUUUUCAACUCAGUCUGGCAUGAACCUGGAAUGGUCGCAAAAGUGCCUUCAGGACAACGACUGGGACUUCGCUAGAGCAGCACAGGUCUUUACCCAGUUCAAGGCUGGCGGCAAGAUCCCCGAGGUGGCGUUUCUCAAGUGACUCCUGAAGCAGCUCUCCCUGUCCCUGUCCCUUGCUUCCACCUCCUCUGGCCUGGGGCCAACAUUAUGACUGUGAACAAGGGCUGCAAAAGCCCUGGUCUCCCUUAUUGGGGAAGUGUUGAGGAAGUCUCUGCCUGGGCUGCCACCAGCGCCCGCCAGCGCCCGCGUCCUAGUCCUCCUGGAAGCCAAAGCUUUGUCUUAGGACUGACACUAAAACCAUCACGGGCCUCAGGUGGCCUUGGAAUACUCCGCCACCUGGGGGCCUUGUUCUUUGUUCUCCUUUUUAUGAUAAAGAGUGAAAUUUUAUUUGGUGUUGUCUGUAGCCAGAAGUGUUACUUAUCCCUGUUACUGGAACCCCCGUGGAUGCCUGCUGCUGUGGGGGAGCCAGCUCACUUGUCUGUCUCCCAGUCAAAGCCGGGCCAUCCCAGCCCCAAGAGUGUUCCUGUGGUCUAGCUGUUCUGCUCUCAACACUGUUCUUUUCAUUCCCACAUUUUGCUUGCCCUCCAUUCCCUGAUGUCAGCUCCUGGAUCCUCCCUUUUGAAUUCUCAAGGUUUGUUUGUCAAUAAAUAUUGAUAAGAGCUAGAAA